UUUGGCGGCUAGUCGUGUUCUUUUGUUAGAGGCUAACAGUUUAAUGCGAAACGUAUUGCCGCGUCGACGGGUGUUUUUUUUUUAACGUAACCGCCGUCUGUAGUUCGCUAUCUUUUUCAAAUUUUUCUUCUGUCUACGAGCGGCUAGUGAACGAACGUUGAGUUAUCUUUGGUGAUGAAGAGAUUGCAUUAAAAGUUUUAGCCUAUAACCAAAUUGGAUAUGAAAAUUGAAGAGAUCUAGCUAAUGCCAAGUGUGUCUUUAUGACAGUGUAUCUUAACAAAAGAAAAGAUAAAUGAAGGAAUAUCAGUAAAUAACUUAAGCUUUGGCGUGUAGUGUUUAAAAACUUAGCGGGCUUCUAGAUUGUUUAUGUUUGUUUAAAAUCUGAUCAUAAAAGGAGUAGAGAAAUUGAAUAACAAUGGUUUUGCCUGCCAACUCAGCACUAUGCAGUAUCUUUACAUUAUACUUUGCUGGUUCACCUCUCGUCUACAGUCCAGCGCCUCGAGGCAACUGUUCAAAUUGUUGUCCGUUUCGAGAAGCACGUGAUAUACAAUUCCAUUUGUACACCAGAUCAAACCCAAACGUCUCGGAGCAACUGUACGUCUCGGAUUCGAAAAUAUUAGCCCAGAGCCACUUCAAUAUGUCAAAUCCUACAAUUCUGUAUCUGCACGGCUUCUCCGAGCAUGUCCCGGGUGGCAAAGGUCAAAGUAGUCAGGAGAUACGUGACGCUUUUCUCAGCGUCGGGGAUUACAAUGUUAUCCUGGUCGACUGGAGUCCAAUUACGGCGCUACCGUGGUAUAUGAGCACCGUCGAGAACAUUCCACGGACAGGAAGGUAUAUUGCCCGGUUCUUACUUUUCUUGGUGAAAACGGGCGCAUCUAUUAAUAAAAUGCACAUCAUCGGAUUUAGCUUGGGAGCUGAGGUCGCUGGAUUUGCAGGCAAACAGCUUCAGGAACGAGGUUUGACCCUACCUCGAAUAACAGGUCUUGAUCCCGCAUUUCCCUUGUUCGACCAGGGAAGUCCCCAUCGGCGACUGAGUCCUUCCGAUGCAAAAUUUGUGGACAUUAUUCAUACGGACGGCGGUUUACUGGGCAACCCGCAUGCUAUCGGACAUGCUGAUUUCUAUCCGAACGGUGGCACCCCGCUACAGCCAGGAUGCGUUGAACAGGAGAUAGCCAACAAUCGAUGGUUGGGAAUUAUCCUGGGUUGCAGUCAUCAGAGAUCCUGGCAAUAUUUCAUUGAGUCUCUGAAACGGCCAAAAGGCUUUCGAUCACGUCGUUGUGAACGUUCAGAGUAUUUCGAUGAAAAGGAUUGUUGUCACGCAGAUGUCGAAGCGUUCAUGGGCAUCGCUGCUAACAAAAGGUUGCGUGGGAAAUUCUACUUAGAAACAAAUGAGGAACCACCCUAUGGACAAAAUUAUCUGGGAAGGACGUAAUAACGAUAAUUAAUUUGGAGAUGGAAAAACGUUUUUGUUUGCGUCUGACUAAGCGAAAUUCUCGGAAACUACUAUGUAGUGUUUUGAAAGAAUACCCUAUUUAGAUAAGUAUUUGGAAUUCUAGUUACAUAGUUGUAAUAAUGGCUGUUAUUUAUUUUUAAUUGUGUAGUCUUGAAUAAAA
This is a messenger RNA of Hermetia illucens (black soldier fly), 1613 nucleotides long. RefSeq names its product lipase member H-A. The transcript has 7 exons. The coding region runs from base 416 to 1432 and encodes 338 amino acids. Lineage: Eukaryota; Metazoa; Arthropoda; Insecta; Diptera; Stratiomyidae. Gene Ontology annotation, molecular function: lipase activity. The record is from RefSeq and is a predicted model, not a curated record. Gene Ontology annotation, biological process: lipid metabolic process.